AUCUGAACACUUCAUAAGUGGACUCUGAAAGAACCUUUCUUUUUCUCUCCUAUCGAGUUGUUUGCAUCCACCACCCGCGUAAAUCUGAGUCGAAGAAGCCGAAGCAGAGCUUUCGAAAAGCUGGCUUAGAGUCGGAAGCCGCUCAUGGUUGAGCUAAGACACUCGAGCAGCUCGCUCGGGAGCCGAGCCGCUUCUUCUCCAAUGAAACGCGACGAGGACGCCUCUCCUCUGAUCCACGAUCAAUUCUCUCCACACGCCGAGGAUCACCCUCGCCAUUCUUCAAGAGAUCGUGACCGUUCGUUUUGGUGGCAAAUCCACUCUUUUUUCCCUUCCUUUAAGGAUGAUCCUAGGUUUUCUCAACGCGGCUCCAGGAUCUCUCUUUUCGUGCUCAUGCUUGUCGCCAUUGCCGGAUUAAUCUCCAUUUUCUCGAUCUUGCAGCGAUUAAAUUCCCCGUAUUUAUGUAAAAAGGAUGGCAUUGUUCUGCAUUGUCCGCGUGUUAAGGAGAAGCCUUCACUUUGGGAGAAUCCUUUCACUGCAACUACUUCAUGGAAGCCUUGUGCUGAGCGUCGCGAAGGUGGAAUAUCAGAGCUUCCUCCCGAGAAUGAAACAAGUGGUUAUCUAUUCAUUCAUGCUGAGGGUGGUCUAAAUCAGCAAAGAAUUGCGAUAUGUAAUGCAGUGGCUGUGGCCAAAAUUUUGAAUGCCACUCUCAUCUUGCCAGUGCUGAAGCAGGACCAGAUUUGGAAAGACCAAACGAAAUUUGAAGACAUUUUUGAUGUUGAUCAUUUCAUUGACUACUUAAAGGAUGACGUGCGAAUUGUUCGUGACAUACCUGAGUGGUUUACUGACAAAUCAGAAUUGUUUACCAGUAUAAGACGGACUGUGAAGAACAUUCCAAAAUAUGCUCCAGCACAAUUUUACAUUGACAAUGUGCUGCCUCGGAUCAAAGAGAAGAAGAUAAUGUCCCUAAAACCUUUUGUUGAUAGACUUGGGUAUGAUAAUGUCCCUCCAGAAAUCAACAGGUUAAGAUGCAGGGUCAAUUAUCAUGCUCUUAAAUUUCUUCCUGAGGUAGAGGAAAUGUCAGAUUUGUUGGUCUCAAGAAUGAGGAACCGCACAGGAAGUCCAAAUCCUUACAUGGCUUUACAUCUUAGGUUUGAGAAAGGGAUGGUGGGCCUAUCAUUCUGUGAUUUUGUUGGAACUAGGGAGGAGAAAGCUAGAAUGGCAGAAUACAGACAAAAAGAAUGGCCUCGACGGUAUAAGAAUGGAACCCAUCUCUGGCAGCUGGCUCUGCAGAAGAGGAAAGAAGGUAGGUGCCCUCUAGAACCUGGGGAAGUGGCGGUUAUUCUUCGAGCAAUGGGCUAUCCGAAAGAAACACAGAUUUAUGUUGCUUCUGGCCAGGUUUAUGGUGGUCAGAAUCGGAUGGCACCCUUAAGGAACAUGUUCCCAAAUCUGGUUACCAAGGAAGAGUUAGCAAGUAAGGAGGAGUUGGCUGUUUUCAGGAAGCAUGUAACAAGCUUGGCAGCACUUGAUUUCUUGGUGUGCCUGAAGUCUGAUGUGUUCGUAAUGACACAUGGUGGCAACUUUGCCAAAUUGAUAAUCGGAGCAAGAAGGUACAUGGGUCACCGUCAAAAAUCCAUUAAACCAGACAAGGGGCUUAUGUCUAAAUCUUUUGGGGAUCCUUAUAUGGGCUGGGCAAAUUUUGUCGAGGACGUGGUUGUCACCCACCAGACACGAACCGGAUUGCCAGAAGAGACCUUCCCGAACUAUGAUCUUUGGGAGAACCCCCUGACUCCUUGCAUGUGUAACUAAAGCCUGAUAACAUAGGUAUUUCUUUUCGGUUUCACUAUAUUUUUCAGGAUUAUCACCGAGACGAAACUGCAUAUCUAUCUGCAUUUGGAAUAAAUGAAAAUUCUUUUACUUUCAAGCUACAAGGGAAAAAUAAAGAAUAAAAUUGUUUGGCCGGAAAAGAGGAGUGCCGACAGAGACGAUGGUUGGCCUAAUCGUAUCAGAGCAGGGAUUCAUUAUUGACCCUGUAAGGGCUGCCGCUACCACCGGGACGCCCAGCAUUAGCAGUUUUGCUUUAGCCUCCAAAACUAAAAACUAGAAGAUUGAUUUUUGAACAUAUAUUUUCACCUUCCUUUUUAUCUAUUGUCUUUGAUUUGUACCUUCUGAGCAUCAGGAUGCAGUACGUGUAAAAUAUUAUUGAAACUACCUAACUAGUUUCUGACCAUCCAAUUUACUU
Hibiscus syriacus is the source of this 2239-nucleotide messenger RNA. Its product is annotated as protein PECTIC ARABINOGALACTAN SYNTHESIS-RELATED-like. The record is from RefSeq and is a predicted model, not a curated record. The coding region runs from base 145 to 1806 and encodes 553 amino acids. NCBI's taxonomy places the organism in Eukaryota, Viridiplantae, Streptophyta, Magnoliopsida, Malvales, Malvaceae. The transcript has 11 exons.